Messenger RNA from Aricia agestis (brown argus), 2060 nucleotides. It is a transcript of the gene Uba2, whose product is annotated as SUMO-activating enzyme subunit 2. Lineage: Eukaryota; Metazoa; Arthropoda; Insecta; Lepidoptera; Lycaenidae. The record is from RefSeq and is a predicted model, not a curated record. The transcript is spliced from 7 exons. Gene Ontology annotation, molecular function: SUMO activating enzyme activity. Gene Ontology annotation, cellular component: cytoplasm; SUMO activating enzyme complex. Bases 71 to 1891 code for a protein of 606 amino acids. Gene Ontology annotation, biological process: protein sumoylation.
UUAGUCGCGUUUUCAUAGUUUUAUCAAAUAAAAUAUUAUAAAAGUAAAGUGUUUAAACACAUAAACGAAUAUGGUUGCACGCGUUGCUGGCGUUUUCGAUGAGAAACUAACAGAAGCUAUCGCCAAUUCCAAGAUUUUGGUGGUCGGCGCCGGCGGUAUAGGUUGUGAGAUACUGAAGAAUCUCGUUUUGACCGGCUUCCCGCAGAUCGAAAUUAUCGACCUAGACACAAUCGAUGUCAGUAAUCUCAACCGUCAGUUUCUGUUCCACAAGGAACAUGUUGGCAAAUCGAAGGCACAGGUGGCAAAGGACAGCGCGCUGAGUUUCAAUCCCAAUGUCAACAUCGUUGCUCAUCAUGACAGUGUUAUAAGCAAUGAUUAUGGCGUGAGCUAUUUCAAACAGUUCAACAUUGUGAUGAAUGCCCUUGACAACCGUGUGGCUCGUAAUCAUGUGAACAGGAUGUGCUUAGCAGCUAAUGUACCUCUGGUUGAGACAGGCACUGCCGGGUAUGCGGGACAGGUGGAGUUAAUCAAGAAAGGUUUGACUCAGUGUUAUGAAUGUCAACCUAAAGCACCUCAGAAGACAUUCCCAGGGUGCACCAUCAGAAAUACCCCUUCAGAGCCGAUACACUGCAUUGUUUGGGCAAAACACUUGUUUAACCAAUUGUUUGGAGAGGAAGAUCCCGAUCAGGAUGUCAGUCCUGAUACCGCAGACCCCGAAGCUGCAGGAGAAGCAGGUUCCUCAGCUCUAAACUCAGAAGGAACAUCUGCUGGUAAUGUUGAACGAAAGAGCACUAGAGCCUGGGCAUCGGAAACUAACUAUGAACCGGAAAAACUGUUUACAAAGUUGUUUGGCGAUGAUAUUCGCUAUCUGCUGUCCAUGGAGAACUUGUGGAAGAAACGUAGGCCACCUACGCCGUUGACAUGGAACAACUUGCCAGGGAAAGAUGAGGCUCCUUCACAACACAGUGGCUUACCUGACCAGAGAGUGUGGUCGGUGCAUGAAUGCUCACAGGUGUUUGCUGACAGCUGCAAGGCUCUCCAAGCUGACCUCAAAGGUCGUCCAGAGGGUGACCAUCUGGUCUGGGAUAAGGACGAAAAGAGUGCCAUGGACUUUGUCACUGCCUGCGCAAACAUCAGAGCACACAUCUUCAACAUACCACUAAAGUCACGUUUUGAGAUUAAAUCCAUGGCCGGUAAUAUAAUCCCAGCUAUAGCAACUGCUAACGCGAUUGUCGCUGGCCUCGCGGUUCUGCGUGCGCAGGCCAUACUCAAGGGAGAGAUAGAGAGCUGCACCAGCGUCUACCUCAGACCGAAAGUCAACCAUAGGGGACAACUGUUUGUGCCUGAAAAAACACUCACAGCACCAAAUCCCAAAUGCUAUGUUUGUGCUCCCAAACCAGAAGUUGGCUUGGCUUGCAAUAUAAAACAGCUAACAUUGAAAGAUUUAAACACUGCAUUUAAAGAAGGACUGAACAUGCAAGCUCCUGAUGCCACCGUGGAGGGCAAAGGACUCGUCGUGCUAUCAUCAGAACCGGGCGAAACCGACCAUAACAAUGAUAAGACUCUAGAAGAGAUCGGACUCAACGACGGCUGUGCUCUCCUAGUUGACGACUUCUUACAGAACUAUGAAGUACGCGUCAGAUUACAACAAGAAGAUGAAGAGAAGUCUUGGCGACUAGUAACAGAUUCCGACGAGCCGAUGCCAGCUCCCAAAGAGGAAAAAGCUACGAACGGAGCUAACGGCUCCGAACCCAAGCCUGGUCCGUCCAAGCCCAAGGAUGAUAGCGAUAGUGAUAUGGAGAUUGUUGAAGAAGAUGACGGACAACCGAUAGAGAAGCCCGCGAAGCGCAGGCGCGUUGAGAUGAGUGAUGAGAUUGUAGAACUCUGCUAAUGUACUGCCAAUGAAUAGGCAAAGAUUAUUAGUAUUUAUAAAAAAAAUCCUCCAAAUUUGAUUUUCCCAGAAAUGUGAUAAGUCUGGAUGAACUUGCUAAAGCAUUCUAAAGUAGUUAACAUUUCGAAUUAUCCAUAUACAUUUUAGUAGAAAUAUUUUCAAUUUUUUU